Messenger RNA from Plenodomus lingam JN3, 1092 nucleotides. RefSeq lists its product as uncharacterized. Gene Ontology annotation, cellular component: nuclear pore. Gene Ontology annotation, molecular function: RNA binding; ubiquitin binding. Lineage: Eukaryota; Fungi; Ascomycota; Dothideomycetes; Pleosporales; Leptosphaeriaceae. Gene Ontology annotation, biological process: RNA export from nucleus; transcription-dependent tethering of RNA polymerase II gene DNA at nuclear periphery. The record is from RefSeq and is a predicted model, not a curated record.
AUGGCGCUAUUUGGCCAAGCGAGCGCGACAGCAGCGUCAAGCUCGACCACGGGCGACACCAGCAAAGAUGUCGAAGUAGCCCGCGACCAACUGCCCAGCGACAGCAUCUCAGACCUCGCAUUCUCGCCCACCGCCGAUUUCCUCGCCGUCGGCAGCUGGGACAAGAAAGUGUACGUCUAUGAAAUCAACCAACAGGGCGCGCAGGGAAAAUGGGUAUUUGAGUGUCAAGGCUACGUUCUCGGCCUAGGAUGGUCAAAGGACGGCGCACGCCUCGCAGCCGGCGACUCCACGGGAAUGCUCAACAUUGUCGAUUUCCGCACCGCGCCCGCAAGUGGGCAAAUCCAAGCCCAACAAGCCAAAGCGCACGCCGAAGCCAUCAAAUCCGUACGCUGGUUCCAAACCGGCGGCAAAGACUACGUCGCCACCGGGUCAUGGGACAAGACGGUCAAAUUUUGGGAUCUGCAGGGCGCGGAGCCAGUAGGCACGCUCAACGCGACAGAGCGUGUCUACAGCAUGGAUAUCAAGGACCAGCUGCUCGUCAUCGCGACGGCCGAACGCCACAUCCACAUGGUCAACCUCAGCAACCCGACGACGAUUUACAAGACCAUCACCAGCCCGCUGAAAUGGCAGACGCGCGUCGUAAGCUGCUUCUCAGACGCCAGUGGCUUCGCCGUCGGCUCCAUCGAAGGACGCUGCGCAAUCCAAUACGUCGAGGAAAAAGACACAAGCCUAAACUUCUCCUUCAAAUGCCACCGCCAAGCCGACCCAACCCAACGCGACAUAGCCAAAGUCUUCUCGGUAAACUCCAUUGCCUUCCACCCGAUCCACGGCACCUUCAGCACCGCCGGCUCAGACGGCACCUUUCACUUUUGGGACAAGGACGCCAAACACCGGCUCAAGGGCUACCCCGAGGUCGGCGGCUCCAUCACCGCCACUGCGUUUUCCCGCGACGGCAAUAUCUUUGCGUAUGCGGUUAGUUAUGAUUGGAGCAAGGGGUAUGCGGGGAAUAAUGCGGCGUAUCCGAUCAAGAUCAAGUUGCAUCCUAUUAUUGGGGAUGAGUGUAAGCCGAGGCCGGGGGGGAAGAAGAGGUAG